GCCGCCACGACGCGCACACACGGCUCAGGCCCGACGUACGUGCACACACAGUGAAGUACGUGCAGUCUACGGUGGUCGUCUGCUCUUUAUGCUCGUACAUGGCCAACGUGAAACCCACCGCCGUGGGAUUUUCACAAUGGCAACGUCUAUCCGUUGCACACUUCCCAACUGUUCGUGUGAGUGUUUUGCUCCGGGUAAGACUCAACUGAGAACCUGUGAGCAGUGUCGGCAUGGCUGGGUCGCUCAUGCCAUGGAUAAGCUCUCCAGCGGACACGCCUUCCCUUCCCUGCUUGUUGAGGUUGUCCAUUCAGACAUCGCCUUUGACAUCGCUAGCUUGAUGCUGUAUGGGACCCAGGCCGCGCCCAUACGUCUACGGAUUCUCCUGGAUCGGUUGUUCAGUGUUCUGAAGAGCGAGGAAGUGGAUCGGAUCCUACAGGGGUUGGGAUGGGCUCAGGAGGACUACGCCAGAGGCUACAUUCUACAGGAUCAAGAUGGAAAGGUCUUGCAACAUUGGUCUGUCGCCACGCGGGAAGAGGAACUCGUCAUCCUCAAUCAGUUCCUUCGUUUUGGAGAGACCAAGUCAAUCGCGGAGGUAAUGCUGCAAGAACUCCAGACUGGGGACUCCCAGUCAGUCCAGAAGAAGAAUGAGUCUGAUAUACGAGCUUUCAUUGAACGUAUUGGUGGCAGACGCAAUGCAAACAAUACGUUUGAUAUUCCAGAUGUUGAGAUACUGCCAUCAACGCCGUCUUCCUCAAGAACGUUGGCAAAACCACGGCAAGAUAAUGAGGGACUUAAACCUGGCAAGACUCAGCAGAGUGUUACUCAGAGAGAGACAAGUCAGAGCAGUACCAUACCGGCUCACAAUAUCCAUCUGGCCAACUUGGAACAAACAGUCUUGAAAGCAGGGGUGGUUCAACCUACAUCACGGUCCCGCACUAGGACUGCAUCCCUCAACUCUAACCUACAGACUGUGAAAAGAUCACCAACAACUCAAUUAAACUCAACUCAAGCUGAACGAUCCACCAGUGGUUCGAGUGCUCCAACAUUCUUAAGCAGCCAUGUCAGUAUGUUUCCGGCCACCACAAAGCGAUUUUCAUCGUUCUCUUUCAAAGGCCACCGGAAAAUGGCACUUUCAAAAAGACGUAACUGGACCCCAUUCUCUUCACUCGCCAACAGCAAACAGGUGAAAUGUAACACUUGUAAUAAGUGGUUUUACGACAAAGGAACAUGGAAGAUCCACUUUGGAGCAGUUCACUUAAAGGUGAAAUACAGGUGCAAAGUGGAGGGAUGCAAUAUGGCAUUUAGCUCAUUGCGUAGUCGCAACCGUCAUAGUUCUAACCCCAAUCCCCGGAUUCACAGAUUUGUUCACAACAGUCGCCGCGGUAAUAAACGUAGAGGCGGCCUUCAGAGGGAGGACCUACAGCUGCAGGAUAGAGGCCAGGAUGAGCAAGGAAAUGGCAUUGGUGAGGAGGAUGUUACCAUGGUAACAGAUGAUGUAACCAUCCUGUCUGAGGAAGCAAACAAGACAGCCACUGUGGAUGAUGGUGACAACAUUUUAGUUGGUGAGGAAGGUGAAGCAAACGGUGAAGGUGAAGGGGAAGGGAACUGUGCUACUGAUGUUGCUUUUUUGUCACCCAACAACUCGGCCUCUCAAGCGACUAGUCCAGAUGAAACCACCAAGCAUCAGAAUUCUUCAGAUGAUAACUUAGUCAUGGAUCUUGUCAAGGAGGAAGUGGAAGAUAGCACUGUGAAAUCUAAUCUCAUGGAAACCCAGCCUGUCCCAGAGCCUUCACAGCCAAGCAGGGGCUCACCGUCAUUCACUGUGCAUCACUUCAAGAAACGUAAAAGCAAUGCUCCCAGGAAAGUCACCAUCCUGAAACAAGAAGAGGAUGAGGACUGCCAAGUGGAGGGUGUGAUAUUUAAAACAGAAGACACAGAGGCACAAAAUGAGGACAUGCAAGAUGCUGAAGAGGAAGAGACGGGGAUAGACUUGGAGGAGAUUGCUGAGUACCAAACCACUUCUCCUCAAGAAGAUCGUGAUCCUCCCUCAAAUGAGUAUCAUUAUGUCCCAACUGGUGCCUUCAGUCAAAAAGGACAAACAUCAUCUGGGGGAGUGUCAAUCAUUCGAUCUCAGAACAUUGAAAACAUGCACUUGGAGCAAGAUAGCAUUCGCAAUCAGGUUGCAGAACAGCUUGGGAUUGGAAUAGAUACUUGCUAUUUUAUAAAUGAUGAGGGCCUUCCUUCUUGUUAUCUCUGCAGCAAAACCUUCCAGAGCAAACAGACAGUCAAGGUUCAUUAUCAGAAUGUCCAUUUAAAGCUCAUGCAUGCUUGUACAAUCGAGGGAUGCAACGCCAUGUUCCCCUCCAGACGAAGCCGAGACCGCCACAGCACCAACUUCAAUCUCCACCGCAAGCUUUUCGAGAAGGGGGUUCCUCUAAAGGACAGCUAUGAUCAAACCCAGCCUCUGAAUCAGACCUAUUGCCCACCUAUGGGGAAUGCCCCGGACCUGGCCCAGAGCUCUAACCACAGCCUGUCUGAUUCCAACAGCACAAAUUCAUCUGAGGGAGUCAGAAAUCGUCACAAGCAACUCAGACUAGAUACCAGUCUGAAUGUGGAGAACAUUGAUAACAGUAUUCUUGAACCAUCGCCCAACGAAAUUGAUCUCCAGCUGACAAGACAGGAGCUUCCCUCCUCCACCAAGCAUCGGUACACCAUGCAAGAUAGCAAUCCCACAUCUUCCUCAUUCAGCGCUUCCACCCCACAGCAACGCUACAUCAUGCAAGUGGAUCAAAACGGACUGUCCCCUCUCGCUUACAACCACACUUAUAAUUCGCCCAGUGCGGCACCUGCCACAUCCCCAAAAGAUCUCUACCCCGUGAAAUUUGUAGGCAACCUGAUCUGUAACAUCUGCAAGAAGGCCUACAGUACCAAAGACACGCUGCGGACUCACUACAAGAACAUCCACCUCAGAGAGAUGCAUAAAUGCACUGUUCAGGGUUGUAAUCUCAUGUUUUCGUCAGUCCGUAGCAGGAACAGACACAGUCAGAAUCCAAAUUUGCACAGACAUUGUGUCGGUUCAGAUGAUAACCCUGGCGAAACUGAUCAUGUAGAUUUGGGUAACAAUUGAGUUAUAAAUGCAGAAUAUGCUUGGCUACUUGUAUGAUAUGUGCUAGACCAAAGGAAAGGUUUAUACAGUCGCACUUAAUAUUUUGGGGCUUACCGAAUUUAGAAGAUACAUGUACUCAACUAAAAAUAACUUCACAAGCACAGGUAUGCAUUAAGCCAUUCGUACAUACAUUUAAUUCUGCUUUUUAAAGCCAGUACAGUGACAGAAUGUAUAUACAUUGACAGAAUGCAAAUGUAAUAAUCUAUUACUUUUAAUGUCAAAUUGUGUUAGAUCGCUCCACCUAUGGGCUCCGUGCACAAGUACCCCUUCAACGCCCAGAAAAGGAGAGUUGGGGGUGACCUAGACUGGUUCCCGGUCAAUCCACCGUGUAUUUCGAAUGAUCCAAAGUUGUUUGGGGCGGGGAUUAGUCUGCGAGACCAUCGCAAGUUGAAUUCGAACGUAUUCGUAUCAGACGAUGCCUGACGCUCACGCGCGAAGACGCUAUGGCUUAGCUUUGUGCACAUUCGGGAUAAAUAAGUCGUGCUUACUUCUCACGCGAACCAGUCCCGUACACACACGCGGUGUCCCGUCCAAAGGGCUCUAAAAAGUGGUGAAAAUGCGCCCUCUUUUGUUGGUGCACGGAACCCAUAAAGCAUACGAUGAGCACGUGAGGAAAUAAAUUAAAGUUCCACGAUAAGUAGCAGACAAGGUGAUAAGCCCAUUGCAUCACAUAAUAGUUGCAGAGAAUUGAAGGUAUUAGUUUGAACACAGUGGUCAUAACUUCACUGCGUGAAGAUUCCAGGACAAUAGUUCAAAAUCCUGCGACAAAAUUACCAAUACAAUUAGGCUACUGAGGAUAAACUUGUCUGCAACUUAUCCUGUUUGUUGAAAAUGAUGUAUUCAGGUAGACGCUCGGACAUAUGUAUUCAUUUCAAAGCAACGAAUAUAUGUAUAUCAAAUUAUCAACUCUAUUCAUUUUAUCACAUUGUCAUUGCCAAUGUGCAUUGUAAGUGCACAAUCUCUACAUUUAGUCUCACUAAAAGACAAGCUAGGCAUGCAUUUUAACCAUACAGGGUGAGUCAAAAAACACGAAACCCAAAUGUCGGGACCGUUGUUUUAA
Molecule: messenger RNA, 4226 nt
Organism: Patiria miniata (bat star)
Lineage: Eukaryota; Metazoa; Echinodermata; Asteroidea; Valvatida; Asterinidae
Product: zinc finger protein basonuclin-1-like
Exons: 4
Coding region: 89-3127 (1012 amino acids)
Biological process (GO): regulation of DNA-templated transcription
Cellular component (GO): nucleus
Molecular function (GO): protein binding
Source: RefSeq, a predicted model, not a curated record